Molecule: messenger RNA, 921 nt
Organism: Pichia membranifaciens NRRL Y-2026
Lineage: Eukaryota; Fungi; Ascomycota; Pichiomycetes; Pichiales; Pichiaceae
Exons: 1
Coding region: 1-921 (306 amino acids)
Biological process (GO): pantothenate biosynthetic process
Cellular component (GO): mitochondrion
Molecular function (GO): magnesium ion binding; 3-methyl-2-oxobutanoate hydroxymethyltransferase activity
Source: RefSeq, a predicted model, not a curated record
AUGAGCCUCGGGAGACAAUUAGCCUCGGCAUCGAGACGCUACUCAUCGUAUCCGGCCUCAAAGACAAUCCGUCAGAACUCUCUCCAAGAUCUGUACAAACUGCACAAGAACAAAGAGCCGAUAACGGUGAUAACGGCGCACGACUACAUCACAGGGAGGUUUGCUGAGGCGAGUCCGGGAAUUGACGCCAUCCUUGUGGGCGACUCGCUGUCGAUGGUCGCCAAGGGCCAUCCAUCCACGCUCGAGCUCGACUUUGACGACUUCUACCACUCUACGGCGUCGGUGCUGAGAGCGGUGAGAGAGAAAUUCGUCAUUGUCGAUAUGCCUUUCGGGUCGUUCGAAGAGUCGGUUGAGCAGUGCACCCGCUCCGCCGUCAAAUUGAUGAAGUUGGGCAAAGUCGGGUCGGUCAAGAUAGAGGGCUCCUACGAAAUGACGGACCGGAUAAGAAGCUUGACCAACGCAGGAAUACCCGUGACGGGACACAUCGGGCUGCAGCCGCAGAAGUUCAACAUGCUGGGCGGAUUCAAGGCGCAGGGAAGAAACGCCUUGGGCGCUUUGGACAUCUACAAACAGGCGCUUCAUCUACAGAAAAUAGGCUGCAAGAUGCUACUCUUUGAGUGCAUCCCGGAGAAGGUCGCAGCCUUCAUCACCGACCGUGUGGACGUACCCACCAUCGGAAUUGGGGCAGGCAACUCCACCAGCGGACAGGUGCUUGUCAUGGCAGACGCGUUGGGCAUGUCCGAUGGCAAGAAAGCCAAGUUUGUCAAGUCCUACUUGGACAUAAACUCGCUUGCCGUAGAUGCCUUGACGAGAUACUCGGCGGACGUCAAGAGCAAAUCGUUCCCGAACUCUGAACUGCACACCUAUCCAAUGAAGGAUGAAGAAUUUGAUGAGUUCGAAAGAAUGGCAAAGGAUCUAUAA